AUGGUUUUCCCUUCUAGACGCCAAAUCCCCGGCUUCUCCCUCUACAACAACCGCUCACAACCACCACCACCACCACCCGCCACCACCACCAUGUCGGCUUCCACUUCCACCUCUGUCCCCGCCGCCAGGCCCAAUCCCCCUUCCCCUUCGUCGUCGCGCAAGGCCGCAAAGGCUUCGGCGUCGUCGUCGGCACCCUCGUCCCGCCCGGCCCAGCGCCCAGUGGACCCAUUCUACGGCCACGAGGAGACCGCAGUGCUCUGCGCUCGUUUUAUCACCUCGCUGUUCCAGUGCCCCAACAUCCCCACCGCCACCCACCCCGGUGCGCCCACCCCGACUCUGGCUCACUUUGUCGCCUACGCUCUCCACCGCACGCGUUUGCCAUCGGUCGUCACGUUUGCCGCCCUGCUGCUGCUGCAGAGGCUAAAGACCCGCUUCCCCGCCGCCCGCGGCUCGUCGGGCCACCGCCUCUUCAUCUCGGCGUUCAUGAUCGCCUCCAAGGUCAUCUGCGACGACACGUACUCGAACCAGUCGUGGUGCAUUGUCGGCCAGAAGAUGUUCCUCCUCAAGGAGAUCAACCAGAUGGAGCGUGAAAUGUGCGGCUACCUCGAGUGGAACCUCAACGUGUCGGGCGAGGAGGUCGCCGACUUUGAGGCCCGCGUCCGUGCCGAGCACGGCCCCCGCGCGGUCGCCCGCGAGACCUCGCGUGUCGCCUCGUCCGAGUCGGUGUCGUCGAUGCCCUCGUCGUCGUCUGCCGCUGCCGCCGCCGUCGCCGCCGCCGUCGCUGCCCACGUCUACCCUUCGCCCGAGACCACCCCGGAGACCUGCUCCAUGUCGCGCCCCAUCAAGCCCGUGCCCACACCUCACAAGCGCAGUGCAUUUCCGUCCCCAGCCUCCAUGCGCAACUACCUCCACCCUUCGCACGUCUCGCCCCAGCCCCCAGCGCUCGCCUCGGCGUCUUCGUCACUAGCGUCGUCGCCCGCCUCGGAGGACUGCAAGACUCCCUCCCCAGUCGCCAUGGCAUCCAGGCCAAAGCGCCAGGUUCUCUCCCGCACGGCUUCCGGCAAGCCUGUGGUCGACCUCGAGCACGGCUUUGCAUCGCACGCGCGCUCCAUGCACAUGAGCGGCCAGCCCCUCAGCGUCGGCGCAUGGUAA
This is a messenger RNA of Apiotrichum porosum, 1152 nucleotides long. RefSeq lists its product as uncharacterized. The record is from RefSeq and is a predicted model, not a curated record. Bases 1 to 1152 code for a protein of 383 amino acids. Gene Ontology annotation, cellular component: nucleus; cyclin-dependent protein kinase holoenzyme complex. Gene Ontology annotation, biological process: regulation of cyclin-dependent protein serine/threonine kinase activity. The transcript is spliced from 2 exons. NCBI's taxonomy places the organism in Eukaryota, Fungi, Basidiomycota, Tremellomycetes, Trichosporonales, Trichosporonaceae. Gene Ontology annotation, molecular function: cyclin-dependent protein serine/threonine kinase regulator activity; protein kinase binding.